Polistes canadensis is the source of this 3057-nucleotide messenger RNA. It is a transcript of the gene ttk, whose product is annotated as protein tramtrack, alpha isoform. Gene Ontology annotation, cellular component: nucleus. Bases 886 to 2868 code for a protein of 660 amino acids. The transcript has 7 exons. The record is from RefSeq and is a predicted model, not a curated record. Gene Ontology annotation, molecular function: protein binding. Gene Ontology annotation, biological process: regulation of transcription by RNA polymerase II. Lineage: Eukaryota; Metazoa; Arthropoda; Insecta; Hymenoptera; Vespidae.
GUAGAAGCAGUGAAGGGUACCAAGAACGGAAGGCACGGCCGUGGUGCUAUGCGGGCGUAGGCGAGGUUCCGUGACGGCCGUUCGGUGGCGCAGCAGGAAUUCCCCAGCACGGGAGGCGCGUACCGGGUUGGUCGAUUAGGUGUACGGCUUUCUCCUUCCUGCUGGUACUCCCUAUCGGUGGACGCGCGGGCGCGCGCUUGCGCCUGUGUGCGCGUCGUGCGCGUAUCUGCCCCGAGUCCGCGCCUCGACUUGCUGACAUGGCGUCCUAGCGCUGCACGGGCCAAGUCGCACGUCCUCGGUGGAGAGGCUCUCAACCCCGUCGUCGUCGUCGUCGUCGUCGUCAUCGCCGCCGUCGUCGUCGUCGUCGUCGUCGAAUCGAGUGCAUCUCGAGGAUGCCAAGGUGAGUCGACUACGAAUCUUCUUCGUUGGUCGUCUCUUUUCGUGCCGUUUAAACCACCGCGCAUAUUCCUGGCUUAUCUUCUGAAAGUUAUACCCCGAACGUUUGUUGUUGUGAUGAAAUAAGGAUAAGAAAAGGACAGAAAACAAAAAAAGAAAACAAAAUUCAAAUUUGUGUGAUAUGUGCCAAUAUGAGGAUGUCGUGCAUAACGACGACGAUAAUUAAAGUGUUGUUCAUUUGUGAUGGACGGAUGAAAAAGUGAGCCUAAAAGGCAGCUGAGAAAGAAGGUCGCGAGGGGAUAAGGCAUGAUAUAUCGUGGCCGAUGAAGAAGAGAAUACGAAUACGAGUGAGAGAAAGAGCGAGUGCCUUCGUCGAGGAAGGCGAGAAUAAUCGGCGACGAGGUGGUAGUAGCAGCAGCAGCGAUAGUAGUAGCAGCAGUGACGGCAGCAGCAGCAGCGACAUAAGAACAAAAAUUAACACCAGGUCUGAUGUUAGCGGAUAUUAACGGUAGCCUGGCGGACCUGAGAAGCGAAGCGAUGGCGUCGCAGAGAUUUUGUCUGCGCUGGAACAACCAUCAGAGCAAUUUACUCUCCGUUUUUGAUCAAUUGCUUCAUGACGAAUCUUUCGUGGAUGUUACACUGGCCGUCGAGGGUCAGUUGCUUAGGGCGCAUAAAAUGGUUUUAUCGGCGUGCAGUCCUUACUUUCAGGCCCUAUUUGUUGGUCAUCCCGAUAAGCACCCGAUAGUCAUUUUAAAGGACGUCCCAUACGUAGACAUGCGAAGUCUUUUAGACUUCAUGUAUCGCGGUGAAGUGAGCGUCGAUCAGGAUAGGUUAACUGCUUUCCUGAGGGUCGCCGAAUCUUUAAGGAUAAAGGGCCUGACAGAAGUGAACGAGGACAAAUGCGACUUGCCCAGCAUCACGUCAUCACUUCUUGGCAAUCAAAACACAAUACCUCCACCACCUCCGAACCUUCACCGAAUAAACCAAAUUGGACCUCACCAUCAUGUAUCUCAAAAGAGGUUCCAUCAUAUGUCGAGCCAUCCGCUUCUUGGCUCAGCGUUAACAGCGCCAAAGAGGAAAAGGGGUAGGCCGAGGAAGUUAAGCGGCUCCUCGGACACGCCAAUUGGCGAGGCUAGUACCGGACAAGAUCUACAAUCUUGCUCGAGUACCGAUCUUGUGCAAGGUUCACCCGAGAUGAUGGAGAUGAAAAUGGGUAUAGAUUUCCAGAGUGAGACAACUGGCAAUAAUAGGAGUGGUUCUUCGACCGGUAACAACAAUGUCAACAGCAACAAUAUCGCUAAUUCGGCCUCGGCGGCGGCCAAUCUGGCUGCCAGUUCGUUGUCAUCCGCGAGAAAGGACGAACCUACGGAAAAUGGUACAGAAACCCAUGAAUCGUUAACACCUAGAGUUAAAAGAGAACCAGAACCAACGCCCAGUACUUCUGCGCAAGCCUCGGAGGAAACGUUCGCGCGGCCGCAUAGUAGACAAGGGAGCGAAAGUUUCAAGCAAGAAUUUUCAUCGUCAACACCGAACAAGUCAGAGUCGAUGACGGAAACAUGGAAGGAAAAGACACGAACGGCAUCUUCGCAUGGUUCGGGCAACAACAGCGGCGGGUCUCAAGCGGCCGAUGGAUUUUCUUCAGGUAGAAGCGGAGAACGUGGAGCGAGUGGUGGAUCAUCGUCAGGAUCAUUGGGAAUGACUACGACAACCGGUACGACAUCCUCGGCGAUAAUGACGACGACGACGACAAAUACGACGAUGUCUACGUCCACGUCAUCAACGACAUUGUUAUCAUCGACGUCAUCGUCGUCGACUAGCAACACUGGGUCAAGUCCUAUGGAUACAUCAGGUAGCAGGGCAGCUGCUGCUAACACACCAACAACCAGAGGCUCUUCAUCCUCUGCGCCUGCUAGCGCGAGAAGUUCCCAAAGCAGCAGCAGCAGCAACAACAACAAUAACAUUCAUAACAACAACAACAACAAUAAUAAUAACAACAACAAUAACAACAACAACAGUUGCACGCCAGUCGCUACGCCGAACUCGUCGACCAGCGGUAGUGGACAACAAAGUGGUACGGCUACCGGAACCAUGUCCGCGCCUACCGGAAGACAGGUGCCCAAAAGACGCAUGAGACGUCGCGCUACUUCACACUCACAGGAUCCGGCUGAACAAUUGACCGAGAUGUCCGUGCGUGGUUUGAAUCUCUUUCGUUAUGCCUCGAUAUCGGAGGGAGUCUAUCAGUGCACCGAAUGUGCUAAACUCGAUAUUCAAAAGACAUUCAAGAACAAAUACAGUUUCCAGAGACAUGCCUUCCUAUAUCACGAAGGCCACCAACGCAAAGUUUUCCCGUGUCCUGUAUGCAGCAAAGAAUUCUCGAGGCCCGACAAAAUGAAGAAUCAUAUGAAAACGGUCCACGAUUGCUUCAUGCCUAAGGAUUGUGUCAUGCCCUAUAACUUUUUUUUCUCACAAUAGCGGACGGCGGCGAGGCGAGGGCGAGCUGGGCCAAGCAGAGCGCAAACCGAUGUUGGUGGUAGACAAGCAACAACGACGUCGAACAGGUCUUCGAGUAGUGAAACGACAUCGAACAGGUCUUCGAGUAGUGAAAUGACAUCGGGAACUCCAAUAAGUGUUCCCGGUCGUAAAAGAAUUUCUGAUAAGGGA